Ochotona princeps (American pika) is the source of this 1952-nucleotide messenger RNA. It is a transcript of the gene CAMK1D, whose product is annotated as calcium/calmodulin dependent protein kinase ID. Gene Ontology annotation, cellular component: intracellular anatomical structure. Gene Ontology annotation, biological process: peptidyl-serine phosphorylation. Gene Ontology annotation, molecular function: calcium/calmodulin-dependent protein kinase activity; ATP binding; calmodulin binding. The record is from RefSeq and is a predicted model, not a curated record. The transcript has 11 exons. The coding region runs from base 275 to 1342 and encodes 355 amino acids. NCBI's taxonomy places the organism in Eukaryota, Metazoa, Chordata, Mammalia, Lagomorpha, Ochotonidae.
GCUGGGAGGGAGCGGGAGGGAGGCAAGAAAGUAGCAGAAAGUGAGGCUGGCAGGCGGCGGCACAGGAGCCUGCAAGCGGCGGCGGCAGGAAGUCUGCGCUGAGCCGAGCAGCAGUACGAGCCGGGAGGCAGCGCGGCGGCGAGAGUGAAAGAGGAAACUGCAGAAGAGGAAGCGCCGCCGCAGCCCGAGCCCCGGCUCCCGCGCACGGCAUCCCCGCGCCGCCCCCUCCCCAGCGCGCCCCCGGCCAGCCCUCCGCGCCGCGCUUUCGUCUGCCAUGGCCCGGGAGAACGGGGAGAGCAGCUCCUCCUGGAAAAAGCAAGCCGAAGACAUCAAGAAGAUCUUCGAGUUCAAGGAGACCCUGGGAACUGGCGCCUUUUCUGAAGUGGUUCUGGCUGAAGAGAAGGCAACUGGAAAACUCUUUGCAGUGAAGUGCAUCCCCAAGAAGGCGCUGAAGGGCAAGGAAAGCAGCAUAGAGAAUGAGAUCGCUGUGCUGAGGAAGAUUAAGCAUGAAAACAUCGUUGCCCUGGAAGACAUUUACGAAAGCCCAAAUCACUUGUACUUGGUCAUGCAACUUGUGUCUGGUGGAGAGCUGUUUGAUCGGAUAGUGGAGAAGGGGUUUUACACCGAGAAGGAUGCCAGCACGCUGAUCCGCCAGGUCUUGGAUGCAGUUUACUAUCUCCACAGAAUGGGCAUCGUCCACAGAGAUCUCAAGCCUGAAAAUCUGUUAUAUUACAGUCAAGAUGAGGAAUCCAAAAUAAUGAUCAGUGACUUUGGAUUAUCCAAAAUGGAGGGCAAAGGAGAUGUGAUGUCCACAGCCUGUGGAACCCCAGGCUAUGUUGCUCCUGAAGUUCUUGCCCAGAAGCCCUACAGCAAAGCCGUUGACUGCUGGUCCAUUGGGGUGAUUGCCUAUAUCUUGCUAUGCGGCUACCCUCCCUUCUACGACGAAAAUGACUCCAAGCUCUUCGAACAGAUCCUCAAGGCUGAAUAUGAGUUCGACUCCCCUUACUGGGAUGACAUCUCAGACUCUGCAAAAGACUUCAUUCGGAAUCUGAUGGAGAAAGAUCCAAAUAAAAGAUACACUUGUGAGCAAGCAGCUCGGCACCCAUGGAUCGCUGGUGAUACGGCUCUCAACAAGAAUAUCCACGAGUCCGUCAGUGCCCAGAUCCGGAAGAACUUUGCAAAAAGCAAGUGGAGACAAGCAUUUAACGCCACAGCUGUCGUGAGACACAUGAGAAGACUCCAUCUUGGCAGCAGCCUGGACAGUUCAAAUGCAAGUGUUUCGGGCAGCCUCAGUCUGGCCAGCCAAAAAGAUUGUGCGCCUGGUACCUUCCACGCUCUGUAGUUUCAUUUCUUCUUCGUCGGGGGUCUCAGGAGUCGGAGCUGAGCGAAGACCCAGGCCCACCACUGUGACAACAGUGCACACUGGAAGCAAGUGACUGUCCCCGCCCCCCACCUGCCAGAGAGGGGGCGGGGCCAGGGGCAGGGAGCCACUCCAGCCAGACCCCAGCCUGCAUGGUGCGCCUUCCUGCCUAGGACUGGAAGACAGAAGUUUUUUAUGGCCAUAUUUUAUACUGCGACUCUGAAGCGUUCAUUUCUCACAAACUCUACUGACUCAAGGGGAGCUGUUCUCAUAGGACCUGGUGCUGUACAUAGGAAUCCUGCAAAGCUCUAACCGACAGACCUGCUUCUGUUCUUCCCAGCCGCCCUCUAACCCAUUUGGCUCUGUGUAGGCGACUGUCUGUGGUACAUCCCCUUCCACCCCCGCCAUCAGUGACACGCACACACACACACAAAGAUUUCAACUGGAUUAUUUAAAUAUUGGUAAAUAUUGUGCAUUAGGGUUCGAUUUUGUUUUUCCUUUUAAGAAGUUUGUCCUUGCCAACCCUAGCUCUCAAUGACCUGACUUCUCUCUGGCUUUGGCACUCUUUAAGGGUAGUUUUUUGUAUGACCCG